GACAUGCUUAAUUUUGCUGGAACCCUGCACGGUGGUUGUUUGGCGAUGAUGAUUGACAUGCAUGUUUCUUCUACUCAUUUUUGGCUGGGACUAAUACGGAUAUGCAGCUGCUCGACAUUGUCCAUUUACGUCCUUGGAGCCUCGACAAGUGGCCGUGGUGUAUUCGGCGUAUCACAGUCUCUAAAUAUCGUCUAUCAUUCACCAGCAUUGGCGGGCGACAAGUUGCACAUUGUGAACAUAACACUUACCUUUGGUAGCCGGGCACUCUCAACUCGUUGUGAAGUAUGGAAUGUUACGCGACAUCGACUAGUCGCAUCAGCUGUACGUAUCAACAUGGUUCCAUCUGAACUAAAUGCAUCU
Suillus paluster is the source of this 360-nucleotide messenger RNA. RefSeq lists its product as uncharacterized. The record is from RefSeq and is a predicted model, not a curated record. NCBI's taxonomy places the organism in Eukaryota, Fungi, Basidiomycota, Agaricomycetes, Boletales, Suillaceae. The annotation marks the transcript as partial. The transcript has 3 exons.